AUGUCCCCCGUGCCCGGCGCUCUCGCGAGCGCUGCGCAGCCGCCGCCGCUAUCAUUGGAGGCGCCGCAAUACCCGGACCUUCGGGUCAGCACCAUAACGCCGGCGAGCGUGGAGACGCUGCAGCGGGCCGGCGCGUGGGACGAGGUCGGGCCGCCCGCCAGCGCAGAGUUUACUCAUAUGCAG
Monoraphidium neglectum is the source of this 183-nucleotide messenger RNA. RefSeq lists its product as hypothetical. The record is from RefSeq and is a predicted model, not a curated record. The annotation marks the transcript as partial. The transcript has a single exon. Lineage: Eukaryota; Viridiplantae; Chlorophyta; Chlorophyceae; Sphaeropleales; Selenastraceae.